Striga hermonthica is the source of this 4131-nucleotide messenger RNA. The record is from the annotation of a GenBank genome assembly. Lineage: Eukaryota; Viridiplantae; Streptophyta; Magnoliopsida; Lamiales; Orobanchaceae.
AUGAUCGACCGACCGCGGGAACUAAUGUCCGACUCGAAACCGUCGCAAUCUCUCCACCUGGACACCACCGCCCUCCACCGCGCCGCUCUCUGCUCCCUCUCCCUUCCGCCCCAACCGCCGCCCAACGACCCCGUCACCCCUCCCCCUGCCACCUUACCCCACUCCAAACUCAUUCCCAGGACCCGCUUCGUCGUCGACGGCUUCAAACAUGCCGACUCCAAAUUUUCCGUCUCCUAUUUCCUCUCCCACUUCCACUCCGACCACUACACCGGUCUCACCCCGCAGUGGGCUAAGGGCAUCAUCUACUGCUCACCCGUUACUGCUAAUCUCCUUAAUGAAAUCCUCAAAAUUCCUCAGCCGCUGAUUUUUCCCCUGCCUCUCUCCCAGCCCAUGCUGAUCGAUGGCUCGGAGGUCUGGCUCGUCGACGCCAAUCAUUGUCCCGGCGCGGUCCAGUUCUUGUUCAAGGUCCCCGUGGACAGUGAAGCCGUUGUGGGGUUCGAGAAGUAUGUGCAUACUGGCGACUUCAGGUAUUGUGCUGAAAUGAAGAAUGAAACUGCAAUUUCUCACUUUAUUGGUGCUGAUGCUGUGUUUCUAGAUACGACUUACUGUAAUCCCAAGUUUGUGUUUCCGAGUCAGGAGGAGUCAAUUGAUUACAUUGUUAGUGUGAUUGAAAAAUUGGGGGUUCAGAACGAGGGUGCGGAUGGUAAGAAUGUGUUGUUUCUAGUGGCUACUUAUGUCAUUGGUAAGGAGAAGAUUUUGAUGGAGAUUUCUCGAAGGUGUAAGAGGAAGAUUCAUGUAAGCAGCAAAAAGAUGGCCGUUUUGCGCGCUUUGGGUUUGGUAGAAAGUGGGGUGUUUACAGAAGACGAGUCAGAGAGUGAUGUUCAUGUUGUUGGUUGGAAUAUGUUGGGUGAGACUUGGCCCUACUUCAGACCGAAUUUCGUGAAGAUGCAAGAGGUUAUGAGCAAAAGAGGUUAUUCGAAGGUUGUGGGAUUUGUCCCCACCGGAUGGACAUACGAAGUGAAGCACAAUAAGUUUGCUGUGAGGACCAAGGAUUCAUUUGACAUCCAUCUUGUUCCUUACAGCGAACAUUCGAACUAUGAUGAGCUGAGGGAGUAUGUGAGGUUUUUGAAGCCAAAGCGUGUUAUCCCUACAGUUGGUGCUGAUGUCGAGAAAAUUGAUAGCAAACAUGCCAAUGCAAUGCAGAAGCAUUUUGCUGGUUUGGUGGAUGAAAUGGCUGUUAAGAAAGAAUUCUUGAUGGGUUUUCUUCGUGGUGGAAUUGGGGCAGUUGAUGUGUGUGAGAAGGAUUCGUCUUUUGUCUCAGACAAUAUUCCAGAUAAAGAGGCUGAGAACACGUUUUCUGCUUCAAAUUGUGACAGUGAUGUUGAACUGGAGAAAGAGAGGAAACUGUCAUGUCCUCAAGAGGAACCCCCUUCACAGGAUUUUGAAGACUUAAACAAAACUGAUUUGGAGAAAUCUGUAAAGGAACUGCAAGACUGUUUGCCCAGUUGGGUCACCCUAUGCCAGAUGUUAGAGCUACUUAGCAGUUCUGGUGGAAAUGUAGUCGAGGCAGUUUCUAAUUUUUAUGAACAUGAAACGGAGUUUCAUGAACGUGUUGUUUCCAGUACAUCUAUCCUCUUUACUUCCCACGAAACCUCAGAAAACCUCCCGCCUUUGGCUUUUGAAUCCCGUCCAGUUGUGAGCGUAAACCAGCCCACGCAUGUUUCUCUCAGUCAAAGCUUCAAACUGCCUGAUUGUGGUAAUAAGAGUGGGAAAUCUCCAGUGAAAAGGAAGGGAAAUUCUGGUGGCAAGGGAACGAAGAAAGCAAGAGCGGAUUUAACACAGGCUAAUUCAAAGCAGCAUCCUAUAACUAAGUUCUUUAAUAAAAAAAUGCAGGUCAUUUCUGAAGAUUGUGAAGUUGAAGUUAAAUUGAAUAAUUUUCGUGAUGAGCAAAGUUACAAGGAUGAGGUAGACCAGUUUAUUCGCAUCGUAGACGGUGGUGAAUCAUUGAGAAGCUAUGCCACCAGCAUUCUUCAGAAUACGAAGGGAGACAUUAAUAUGGCUCUGGAUACAUAUUAUAAUGAUCGUUCUGGUAAAGCUGGCUGCAAUUUGUUGGACAGUGAUAAAUUAGAAUCUGCAUGUACCAGUGGAACCUGUUCUAUGGACAGAGAUGCUGAACAAAUUAAGUGCAAUAAACUUGAGAUCAAGUCUGAUAUUUCCUUCCCGGCUUCAAGACAAGACGACCUCUCUGAAAAUUUUAUAUCACUUCCUCCUGAAAGAUAUUUCCCUAUUGAGCAUGGAGAAAAGGGAAAGCUAAAGGCUAUAUCAAUGCUGUGCAAUAUGUUUAGGAGUUUGUUGGUUCUUUCACCUGAGGAUGUACUACCUACUGUGUAUUUGUGUACGAAUAAAAUUACCCCUGAGCAUGAAAAUGUGGAACUGAAUAUUGGUGGUAGCAUAGUUGAGGCUGCCCUGGAAGAGGCUUGUGGAACCAAUAGAUCUAAAAUAAGGAAUCUUUAUAGUAGGCUGGGUGAUCUUGGAGACGUUGCUCUUCUUUGCCGGCAAAGCCAAUCACUACUUGCUCCUCCAGCAGCCCUUACAAUUCGAGAAGUCUAUUCUGUUCUCCAGAAGAUAAGUAUACAAACUGGUAGUGGCAGUACGACCAGGAAGAAAAGCCUCAUUGUCAAUCUCUUGUGUUCAUGUAGAGAGAAGGAGAUGAAAUUUAUUGUCCGAACUUUGGUUAGAAACUUGAGAAUUGGAGCUAUGAUGAGAACAAUUCUUCCUGCUUUAGCUCAAGCCAUUGUGAUGAACACAGUUGGAAUAGCUGGGAACUUGAAGGAUCAUGUUCAGCGUCUCUCAAGUGCAGUAGUUGAAGCUUACAACGUACUUCCGAACCUGGAUUUACUUAUCCCUUGUUUGAUGGAAAAAGGGAUCGAUUUUUCGUCAUCAACCUUAUCAAUGGUUCCUGGCAUACCAAUCAAACCAAUGCUGGCUAAAAUUACUAAUGGAGCUCCUCAGGUGCUGAAAAUCUUCAAAGACAGGUCAUUUACAUGUGAAUAUAAAUAUGAUGGCCAACGUGCUCAGAUUCACAGAUUACCAGAUGGUUCCAUACGUGUUUUCUCGAGAAAUGGUGAUGAAACCACAGGGAAAUUCCCGGAUGUAGUUGACAUAGUUAAGGAGUCUUGUGUUCAUGCAGCAGAUACUUUUAUUUUGGAUGCAGAGGUGGUUGCAAUUGAUCGGAUGAACAAUCUGAAGCUUAUGUCAUUUCAAGAGUUAUCUUCGAGGGAGAGAGGGAGUAAGGACUCCCUGAUUGCUGUAGAUAAAAUAAAGGUUGAUGUAUGCAUUUUUGUCUUUGAUAUCAUGUUUGCAAAUGGAGAGCAGUUGUUGAAUCUACCCCUUCGUCAAAGGCGGAAACAUUUGAAGGAUUUAAUUGGUGAAGAAAAACUAGGUUACUUGGAGUAUGCCAGAGAAAUGACGGUGGAAUCACAUGAUGCUGAUGUAGAGAAUGAGGAUACGCUGAACAGGAUGAAUAAAUUUCUCGACGAUGCUCUUCGUUCAUCGUGUGAAGGAAUCAUGGUUAAAUCCCUUGAUAUUGAUGCCGGUUAUACACCUUCAAAGCGUUUGGAUGCCUGGUUGAAGGUCAAAAGAGAUUACGUUGAAGGACUUUGUGAUUCCUUGGACUUGGUUCCGAUUGGUGCUUGGCAUGGAAAUGGAAGAAAAGCAGGAUGGUUUAGUCCUUUCCUUUUGGCUUGCUACAAUCCUGAUACCGAAGAAUACCAGAGCGUAUGUCGCGUCAUGUCAGGAUUUUCAGAUGCAUUCUACAAAGAGAUGAAAGAAUUUUUCUCGGGGGACAAAAUUCUUUCGAAGAAACCACUGGAUUAUCGGACAUCCGAAGCGCCCGACAUGUGGUUUGCACCGGAACUUGUGUGGCAGAUAAGAGGUGCGGAGUUUACCGUGUCGCCAGUACAUCAUGCAGCUAUCGGUUUAGUCCAUCCAUCUCGUGGUAUCUCGAUCAGGUUUCCUAGGUUCAUUGCGCCUGUGGCAGACCGCAAGCCCGAUGAGUGCAGCACAGCAGCAGAUGUAGCCCACAUGUUUAGUUUGCAGACUAGGAAAAUGAAGGUGAAAAUAAAUGAUUGA